Molecule: messenger RNA, 1756 nt
Organism: Pipistrellus kuhlii (Kuhl's pipistrelle)
Lineage: Eukaryota; Metazoa; Chordata; Mammalia; Chiroptera; Vespertilionidae
Gene: CAPSL
Product: calcyphosine like
Exons: 6
Coding region: 489-1115 (208 amino acids)
Molecular function (GO): calcium ion binding
Source: RefSeq, a predicted model, not a curated record
GUGUGCUGCUUUAAGUGUCACCUGAUGAUGACACUGCCUGGCAGCGAGCCCUCCGGGGACACCAGGAGGCCGGGGAAGGGGUGCCUAAGAGCAGUCAGAGAAUUUGCUUGAUGCUCUCUUACAAAACACGGAGGCAAGUUCCGAUGCCUUUCCAGAAACCAAACAGUUGCCAGUGAAACUUCCCUCUGGCUUUUCUCUUUGGGCCUCCAGGCUUCCACAGCCCCUGGGUUUCCUAGGCAACCACAGUGUAAACUUGAGAAAAGGCCCGGCCUGGCUAGGGAUUGACAGAGAGCUGAGCCAAUCAGGCUGUGAGUCUGCAGCCCGUAUUCCUGGCCAUCCAAUUGGCAGGGAGAGGGCAGGCCAGGAGGUGUGAGGACAGGUGAGAGGGGGGAGGCGAAGGGGAGGGGAGGGGCCUGUCUUCCAGAUGCAGGAGAGAGCGUCCAUAGUUUCAGUUCCAAGCAACUGGUGGCAACAGGUGAGCAUUUAAGAUGGCGGGGACGGCGCGCCACGACCGGGAGAUGGCCAUCCAGGCCAAGAAGAAGCUCUCCACGGCCACCGACCCCAUCGAGAGGCUCCGGCUGCAGUGCCUGGCGCGGGGCUCUGCGGGCAUCAAAGGGCUGGGCAGAGUGUUUCGAAUCAUGGAUGACAAUAAUAACCGAACUCUUGAUUUCAAAGAAUUCGUGAAAGGGUUGAAUGACUAUGCGGUGGUCAUGGAAAAGGAGGAGGCCGAGGAGCUCUUCCGGAGGUUCGAUAAAGAUGGAAACGGAACCAUCGACUUCAACGAGUUUCUCCUCACCUUGAGACCUCCCAUGUCCAGAGCCAGGAGGGAAGUGAUCAUGCAGGCGUUCCGCAAGCUGGACAAGACUGGAGACGGCGUCAUCACCAUCGAAGACCUCCGCGGGGUGUACAACGUGAAACACCAUCCCAAGUACCAGAACGGAGACUGGUCUGAGGAGCAGGUGUUCCGGAAGUUUCUGGAUAACUUUGACUCCCCCUAUGACAAAGACGGAUUGGUGACCCCCGAGGAGUUCAUGAACUACUACGCCGGCGUGAGCGCAUCCAUCGACACGGACGUGUACUUCAUCGUCAUGAUGAGAACCGCCUGGAAGCUCUGAAUGUUUCCAAAGAAGACUUUCUGAACUAUUACGCUGGUGUUAGUGCUUCUAUCGACACUGAUGCCUAUUUCAUUUUAAUGAUGAGGAAAUCCUGGAGGUUAUGACUUCUGUCUGUUAAUUCCUUUGGAAAUCAGGGACUCUUGAAGAGUGGGAUGAGUUUGGAAGAAGUCCAAUGCUCUGGAUUUUAAUAAGAUGUGAACGAUAGUUUCUGAACGAUCUGAAAUUGUAAAAGCAACGGAUCUCCAGUUAUCUUACUUCAUUACCUGGAACAGGUUCAUUUCCUUAAAUGCCUGAGGAUAUAUUUAUGUGUUUUUAAGUGAUAAAGAAGGAAGAAACGAAGAAGAAAAGAAGAAAGGAAUGAAGGAAGGAAAGGAGAAAGGAAGGAAGGAAAGAAGAUGACCAUUUAGCGGGGCUGGGAGGUAGUUCUUAGGGAACUAAUGCGCUUCUUGUUGUAGCUCUUCCUCUUAUAGGUGUAGCCAUAGCUCCCCCACACCUGCACCUGGCUGACUGUCUUUGGCGUCUGUAGUAGGAGAUGAUAAUGAAAGGACUGGAGGAACGUCUGACUGUAAAAUUUCCUGAGCUCACUUACUUCAAUGUUUCUCUUGGUGAAUACUUUGUGAAUAAAAUUGGUUUUCCUCUAA